UUCCGGUUGACUCCGGAGCGGUGCCCCGGAUGUAACCCAGGCGAUAGCGUUCUUUUUCUCCCGCCCCCUUCUCCCCUCUCCUCUCCCCUCCCCGGAGCCCCAGGGCUUCCUGACCCUGGGGCUCCUUUUUGCUCAGCUCCUGGGAAGGACCCGAUCCUACCCUGAAAGUCCCACCAUGUCCAAGCGGAGAGUAACAUUCCAGGAUGUGGGAGUUGAAGAGGAUGGAGAGGAUCUCCCCAAAAAGAAGCUGGUGGAUCCUGUGACAGGAGCAGGGGGCCCUGGGAGCAGAUUCAAAGGCAAACAUUCUUUGGACAGUGAUGAAGAAGAUGAUGAUGAGGAUGGUUCUAGCAAGUAUGUCAUCCUAGCCUCAGAAGAUGUGGAAGGUCAAGAGGCGGCCACACUCCCGAGUGAGGGUGGUGUGCGUAUUACACCCUUCAACCUGCAGGAGGAGAUGGAAGAGGGCCACUUUGAUUCAGAUGGCAACUACUUUUUGCACCGGGAUGCCCAGAUUCGGGACAGCUGGCUGGAUAACAUUGACUGGGUGAAGAUCCGGGAGCGCCCUCCAGGCCAGCACCCUGCCUCAGAUUCAGAGGAAGACAGCCCUGGCCAGACACCACUGGGCCCUCAGGCCCUCCUAGAGGGUCUUUUGGAGAUGUUGUUGCCAGGGGAGACAGUUGCUGGGGCACUGAGGCGUCUGGGUGCCCGGAAGGGUGGUGAAGGACCCCAGAGGCCAAAUUCCCCUCAACGAUUAGACCGGCUCUCAGGAUUGGCUGACCAGAUGGUUGCCCGGGGCAACCAUGGAGUGUACCAGGAGACCAGGGAACGGCUAGCUGUUAGGCUGAAAGCACUGGGGGGCCGCACACCAGGGCUCCCAGACACAGCAUCUCGUCCUGUCCUGGACAUGUUUGCUGAAGAGGUUGGGGAGGGGGAGCUUGAGACCCCAACCCCAGCCCAAGGAGGAGAAACAGCCACCGUGGGAGAUGGUUUGGCUGAUGUGAUGUGGGAAUAUAAAUGGGAAAACACAAAUGACGCAGAGCUCUAUGGGCCUUUCACCAGUGCCCAGAUGCAGGCCUGGGCAGAUGAAGGCUAUUUCCCAGAUGGUGUUUAUUGCCGGAAGAUGGAUCCCCCUGAAGGCCAGUUCUACAACUCUAAACGUAUAGAUUUCGGUCUCUAUUUCUGAACCUGUUUUUAUUUUGGGGGUAGGGGAAGAGGGCUGGGACAAGCACUUUCCAGGCUAUGCUUUCAGGAGGAGGCGCUGGACUUAGUCUGGGGCUUGUAUGGACCUUGGUUGGGGUGGGGUGGGGGAAUGGCACUGGUCUUGGAGGGGAACCAUUUCCUGUCUCAAUAAAAAUCUCUAGUUGUGUAAAA
This is a messenger RNA of Dromiciops gliroides (monito del monte), 1368 nucleotides long. It is a transcript of the gene CD2BP2, whose product is annotated as CD2 cytoplasmic tail binding protein 2. Lineage: Eukaryota; Metazoa; Chordata; Mammalia; Microbiotheria; Microbiotheriidae. Gene Ontology annotation, molecular function: protein binding. The record is from RefSeq and is a predicted model, not a curated record. Gene Ontology annotation, cellular component: U5 snRNP. The transcript has 7 exons. The coding region runs from base 176 to 1180 and encodes 334 amino acids.